CGUGGGUGCAAUAUUCCAUUUUCAUACUCCAUUGAGUACGCUUAACAAUAAAAAAAUCUUUUUUGGAUUGUUUGUUUUGUAAGGUAUAUCUUUACACAGAUAUUUGACUUGUAUAGAACUUGAAGAUUUAUUUUAUCCUUAACCUUCGAUACGCGUUAUUUUUUUCUGUAAUAUAUGAUGUGUGAUCGCAUUGCCUACUAAAAAUUGUGUUGUGUAUUGUGACACUUCGGGUACGAAGAAAAAAUAAAAAACCCAAUUUAUAUUCUUGAGCCAUUGUGACAAACAGUUGAACAAAGUGUUUAUAAAAAAGUAUAAAAUAAAGAAAGGAAAUCUUUCAACAAUGAUUUUAUAUCUGUGAUACAGUAAACUAAUUUGUACCUUGGCAUAAUGGUCAGUGUCAUAAUUCCAUCAAAAAGUGUACAUAAACUAAUGAAAGCUGGGAGUGAAAAAAAUCUUAUCAGACCCAAUAUGUGCCAGAUAAGAUAGCUCUUCCUAAUAUCAGCUUUAUAUCUUCCUGAUUCUUAUAUCAUAUAAAAAGAGAAUCGGGUCUUGUGAGCCAAGCUAAUGGUUGCCGCUUUUUUAUCAAAAUCGCUGAUUUGAUUGCGGAUCUUUAUGUAAAUGAAACAUAAAUCGUAAACAAAACAUGAAAUUUGAAUUAGAAAAUACAUUUUAACUCAGAUAUAAAGGAACCCGCUUACCCAGUGAACCUAAAACUAAACUCAAAGGGAAUAUAUAACAAAAGAUGUCACCAAUUAUUACUACACUUUAUGGUUUUGCAUUUUUCUUUUUUGUAUUUUGGUGCGGAACUUGGUGUAUUCAUAUAUUAGCCAUUACUUAUGGAAAAUACAAAUUCCAAAGGAAAUCCUGCAACUAUCCUCCAGAAAAACCGCUUCCGGGUGUUUCCAUUCUUAAGCCAUUAAUGGGCACUGAUCCAAACUUGGAACACAAUUUAGAAACUUUUUUCACUAUGGACUAUCCACUUUAUGAGCUUCUAUUCUGUGUUGAAGAAAAAUGCGAUCCAGUUGUGCUUAUUGUUGAACGUUUAAUGACCAAAUAUCCAUCGGUAGAAGCUAAUCUUUUUAUUGGGGGUUCCAAAGUUGGCGUUAAUCCAAAAAUAAAUAACAUGUUUCCAGGUUAUGCAGCAGCUAAACAUGAGUUCAUCAUGAUUUCAGAUAGCGGUAUAAAAAUGAAAAAUGAUACCCUUCUGGAUAUGGUUCAAAACAUGACAGAGAAAACAGGACUUGUUCAUCAAAUGCCAUUUACCUGCGACCGUGAUGGAUUUGCAGCAACAUUUGAAAAAAUAUAUUUUGGAACGGUACAAGCGCGCAUCUACCUGAGUGCCGACAUGCUUGGCAUAAAUUGUCACACAGGUAUGUCGUGUUUGUUUCGCAAGAAUGUCAUGGAUCAAGUUGGGGGUCUACAAAAGUUUGGAUGUUACCUAGCCGAAGAUUUUUUUAUUGCGAAAUGUUUUACCGAUCAUGGAUGGAAAAUGCGGAUAAGUAACCAGCCAGCAUGGCAAAAUAGCGGUAUUUGUGAUAUAAGCAAUUUCCAAGCACGUCUGACACGAUGGGCAAAACUACGUGUUGCAAUGGUUCCAACCACAAUACUGCUAGAGCCACUAUCCGAGUGCAUGGUAGUAGGAGCCUUUGCUUCCUGGUCUGUAAAUGUGCUUUUCAAUUAUGAUUCAUUAGUUUUUUACCUUGUACACAUUUUAACGUGGUUCCUUUCCGACUAUAUACUAUUGUCUGUUGUUCAGAACGGGUCGUUACCCUUUCACAAAUUCGAAUUUGUGAUCGGUUGGUUAUUUCGGGAGAUCAGUGGACCCUAUCUAUUUCUACAAGCCUUGUGGAACCCGGCGAUACGAUGGAGAACUCGUAUUUAUAAACUCGAAUGGGGAGGCAUUGCCAAGGAGUUGCCUCUUAGCAGUAGUUGCUCUAGUAGUAUUGGAUUUCUAAAUAACAUUUCGUAGCACUAAAUGACAGAAAGAACAUUUUUUUUAUUAAACGAGUAUAUAUAACUAGAGAUUUAAAUUAAACUAAAAAUUGUUAAGUUUUAUAAAAUAAAAUGUAUGGGAGUGUGAUUCUGAAUUGAUUGACUGAA
This is a messenger RNA of Eupeodes corollae, 2100 nucleotides long. RefSeq names its product ceramide glucosyltransferase (gene GlcT). Gene Ontology annotation, molecular function: ceramide glucosyltransferase activity. Lineage: Eukaryota; Metazoa; Arthropoda; Insecta; Diptera; Syrphidae. The transcript has 7 exons. Bases 743 to 1969 code for a protein of 408 amino acids. Gene Ontology annotation, cellular component: membrane. Gene Ontology annotation, biological process: glucosylceramide biosynthetic process. The record is from RefSeq and is a predicted model, not a curated record.